AUGCCUUCCUGCGACGCCACACCAGCUGCAAGUGCCUUCCUUGGCGCAGGAGGUGGUCUCAACCUCCUAUCCCCCCACCUCUCAGCCGCCGCAGCUCAUUUGCUCUGGGCAGAGCCAUGGGGCCCUCCCUGCCUCCACCAGGCGCACACGGACUCCCCCAGCUCCUCUGGCCGCCAGACCAGGGAGGCAGCUUUCGCCAGUUCCUGCCUCAGGAUGGGGCUCCCCGGCGAGCUGGGGGCCCCAGGCCUCCCACAUCCUGACGUGUCCUCUCUCCUCCCCCACAGGCCCCCCAUCCGCCCCCUCCCCCACCUGCACACUUUAUAA
Molecule: messenger RNA, 324 nt
Organism: Rangifer tarandus platyrhynchus (Svalbard reindeer)
Lineage: Eukaryota; Metazoa; Chordata; Mammalia; Artiodactyla; Cervidae
Source: the annotation of a GenBank genome assembly